UUUUUUUUUUUUGCGAGUUAUUUGUGCUAAAAAUAAAACAGUUAAAACUCCGCUGCAAACUAAUGUAAACAUGUACAGUGUACACACACUACAAUAUAUUUGCAUUCUGCUUAUUUAGAAUUUUAUUUCAGCCGACAUACAAUUCCAUCGAGCAGGCUCAAGCAAAUUACUUUAACACUUUAACAAUUCGUAUUUGUAUUAUAAGUUUUCAUGCAUUUAUGAUUAUAGUAUGUAAGCAAUACUGUCCAACAUGAAACAUUUUAAAAUGAAUCUUUACUACAUUUUAAUAACGUCUACCUUGGUAAAAGUUUUGGCAGAUGAUACAGCCAUUGCGGACUAUAAAAAGUUGGUUUUCUUUACAAACUUACAAAUCGAGCAGGCAUUGUCUAAAAGAGGUGGAUUGAAGACUGUGAUUAAACGUGUUGUUAUUGGAAGAGCAACGAUGAAGCAAAUUGCUAUGAUGUUGGCUGUUCCGGAAUCAGCAGACACUACUAACAUAGCAGUAUGUAUAGCUGACCAGGUUAAAUUGCAAAGAGAAAUAAUUUGUGCUACAUCUAUCCCUGUACCUCAAGUUGAACCAGACCUAGGAGAUAAUUGGUUUACGAUGCUUAAAAUGGAUUUUGGAGAUAAUUUAUUGCCAGAUCUUGGAACUGCCAGAAGAGUUAUGACAAAAGAAAUUACAAAAUCUUUAGUCCUUGCCGCAAUACUUGGAUACGAAUCAGCUUUCAGAGAUUUCAAACGGAUGUGUCGUUUAAUAGGUUUGUUCAGAAGUAUAAAAUUCCCAGCUUCAUAUGUAUUAACUGCCGAAGUUGACAAUUGCGGUACUUGUACCCUAACAGGUACAGACGGAAGUGUUAGCAAAUAUAGAUUCGUCGACGAAGUAAUUUGGGAAGUAGAAGUCGAUAAACUUACUGAAGUAAUACAAUUACUCAGAAGUCAGGUUGCCAGUUGGUAACAUAUACCAGCAAUCGUAAUUGUAAAUAAUUGACAAUUGUAUUGCAUUGUUGUUUCUUUCAAUCAUAUUUAUAUACUGUUCUUAUAUCUAUAUUUACGAAUUAUUCAAUGUAUUAAAUACAAAAUAAAAUGCAUGAAAUAAAACUUACUUAAUAAUACUAUUAAUAACAAGUAUUAAAGACCGCGUAUGUUAUGCAAAUUUAAAGAAGACCGUCUUACUGUCAGGAGGUACAAGCUGUACACUAGUUACCGCUAAAA
Messenger RNA from Adelges cooleyi (spruce gall adelgid), 1212 nucleotides. RefSeq lists its product as uncharacterized. The record is from RefSeq and is a predicted model, not a curated record. The coding region runs from base 251 to 955 and encodes 234 amino acids. Lineage: Eukaryota; Metazoa; Arthropoda; Insecta; Hemiptera; Adelgidae. The transcript has 12 exons.